Molecule: messenger RNA, 960 nt
Organism: Menidia menidia (Atlantic silverside)
Lineage: Eukaryota; Metazoa; Chordata; Actinopteri; Atheriniformes; Atherinopsidae
Source: the annotation of a GenBank genome assembly
ACAUCAGUUAGAACCUCUCACACCUUUGGAUCUCUCCUGAAACCAGGGUCGUCACACCUUGCAUCAAAGCAUCUUUAAAACAAAACCAACAACCUCAUCAAAACACUGAGAUGGGAAAGAUCCUGUUUGUGCUCGUUGGUUGCCUGGCAUCUUUGAUCCUCGUGGACUCUCUGGUGUGCAACAAAUGUACAUUUGGAGUGCUGGGCAUCUGUCUCAACAAGGCCAAUGAGACAUGUUCAGGCACCAGCAGUGUGUGCUUCACCGGAAAAGCCACAUUCCCAUCCCUCACUUCCUUCAGCGGCUUCAACAGUCAGGGUUGCCAGGCUAACGCCACAGGCUGCAACGUGACCGCCACCGCCACCCUGCUCGGUGUCCAGUACCAGACCGAAAUCCAGUGCUGCUCCACAGACAACUGCAACCCAGUGACCCUCAGCGGUGCCCCAUCAACCAAGAUGACCCUCAGCGCCACCAUCGGUGCAGCCGUCCUUGCCUCCGUUUGGGGAAGCAUGAUGCAUUAAAAUCCCUAAAACAGCCGUCAUAUAGCCUCUGCUGAAAUCCAUUUCAACUAGAAAUGGUUGAAUUACCAAUAAUCAAAAGCUGCUCAAGGCAAAGAUAUACACUUAUUUAAAUGCUCAGCAUGUCAGGGAUAACACUGAUAUGAAACUCAGGUGUCAGAAUCAUGGAAGUUGAUCAAUGGGAUGUUUCAGGGAAACAUUGAGCUCGUAAUUCUUCUGUGCCGAUUUGCUUCAUUGUUAAUUUCUUUGAAGACAAAAUAGUAAUUGUGUUUGUAAUUUGUUUGUUUGUUAACAAAAAGUGACACGGGAAUAAAAAUGAUAUUUCAAAAAAGUAUCUGAAAAAUGCUUUUAAAUGUUUUUUCUCUAUGGACCUGCACAUGAGAUAGACAAAAUAAAACAAUGCUUUAAGAAAAAAAUAUGUGCCUUUUGUGAAUGAUCAGUAAAA